GUGCGACUGAGUGCCUAUAUAUAUAUAAGAGCACAGUGGGUGCUUUCAGUUUAUUUGUGUCCUUCUGUAAAUCCGGUUGGUGGAAGACAGAGAGUAACUCUUUCCUAAAUGAUGGAGAAUGACGGAAGUAGUUUUGAAGAUGUCUCUUCUUCUAGUGAAACCAGUAAACAAGCAAUGGAAGGGGUGUUUCAUAGCCAUUUAGAGGAGAAAGUUCGUCCUUACAUCGACCUGAUUGACUCUCUGAGGCUGAUUGGAAUUGAAGAAGAUUUAGCUCUACCAACUAUAGCAGUGAUUGGAGAUCAGAGCUCCGGGAAAAGCUCUGUGCUGGAGGCGCUGUCUGGGGUGGCGUUACCCAGAGGGAGUGGUAUUGUUACCAGAUGUCCUCUGGAGCUUAAGCUGAGGAAGAUCAAGGGUGGGGUUCAGUGGCGAGCGGCCAUAUCUUACAAAGAGGAGUACACUGAGUUUGAUGACCCAUUAAUGGUUGAACAUUAUGUUGCGGAAGCUCAGAAUGAGUUGGCUGGAGAUGGAGUUGGAAUAUGUGAUGAUCUCAUCACUCUGGAGAUCAUGUCUCCUGAUGUUUGUGACCUCACACUGAUCGAUCUGCCUGGGAUUGCAAGGGUUCCUGUAAAAGGUCAGCCUGAUGAUAUCGGAGAUCAGAUCAAAAAUCUCAUACGGACCUUUAUUGAGAAGAAUGAAACCAUCAAUUUGGUCGUGGUCCCAUGCAAUGUUGACAUUGCAACAACAGAGGCACUGAAGAUGGCACAGGAGGUGGACCCUGAAGGGAAAAGAACUCUGGCUAUUCUUACUAAGCCAGACCUUAUUGACAAAGGAACAGAGAAGAACAUAAUGGAUGUAGUCAGAAAUCAGGUUAUUCCUUUAAGCAAAGGAUACAUCAUCGUUAAGUGCCGUGGUCAGAAGCAGAUUGAUGAGAAAAUCUCUCUGGAGCAGGCGACUCGAGUGGAGAGAGACUUCUUCAAACGUCACGAGUUCUUCAGUUGCCUUUUGAAUGAGGAGAAAGCAACGAUUCAGUGCCUUGCCAGCAAACUGACUCAAGACCUGGUUGAUCACAUCAAAAAAUCGCUGCCUCUGCUUUCAGAGCAGAUAAAGAAGCAGCUGUGGGACUUGAGAAAAGAGUUGAAUCAGUGCGAGGCUGGCCCACCACUGGAUCCACAGAAGAGGAAGGACUUCUUCAUCAGUACUUUGAUGAAGUUCAAUGACAAGAUCAACCGCUUGGCAUCUGGGGAAGCGGGUAAUGAAGACAACUUGUUUGUUCAGCUUCGGUCGGAGUUCAAAAAGUGGAAAGAACAUCUUGACAGUACAAAGUCAUCAUUUCAUGAGGUGGUCCAGGCUGUGGUGAAAGAAUAUGACCUGAAGUACAGAGGAAGGGAGCUGCCUGGCUUCAGCGAUUAUAAUGUGUUUGAGAUGGUGGUGCAGAGACUUGUGAUCCAACUGAAGGGACCAGCCAUUGACAGACUCAGAGUCAUAAGAGAGACCAUCCAGAAACAGUUCUCAGAUGUUUCCAAAGCAUGCUUCCCCAACUAUCCUUUCCUCCAGUGUGUUGCUACGAACAAGAUAGACAACAUUCAGUCAAAGCAAGAAGCUAAAGUGGAGCAGAGGAUCAUGGAGCAGUUUGAGAUGGAGCAGCUGGUCUACACUCAAGAUAGCAUCUACUUCAAAACCUUGAAUGGAACACGUCCUUCUGCGGAAGGACAAACAGCUUCAGAAGAUAACUACACUGGGCUUGACUGCAGGACCAAAUAUCCUGAGAUGCUGCACGCUUAUUAUGAGAUCGUAGUGCAGCGACUGGCUGACCAGGUGCCCAUGCUGAUCCGAUACUUCAUGUUGAAGGAGUCUGCUCAGCUGCUCUGCAGUGAGAUGUUAGGGUUAAUGGAUGGUGCUAACGUAGCUGAGGUUCUCCGGGAAGAGUCAGAGGUCAGCAGACGCCGCGUUAACAUGCAGAACCGGAUGGACCGUCUCACCAUUGCUCAAGAGAAGCUCAGUAACUUCGUUUGAAGAGACAACCUUGGAUAUAAGCUAUCAUCUUAGAUACUAACAAAUAAGAAAUCUUGAGAGUUAUUUAGAUGCAAUAAUGGCAAUUCCAGUUAAUUUUUAUUUUUUAAAGGUAAUUUAUUCAUUUUCUAUGGUUAUUAGGUACUGCACACAAACAGUGUGGAUACAUUUUAGAAAGGCUACAUCAGAGGCUCUCAAUCCUGCUCCCAACACACUUGAUGCAACUCAGGAAUUCAUUUUCAAGCCCUUCUUAAGGUGAACUAUAGCUGACUCUCAAAUAGCUCCUUACAUAGUGACCUACCUAGGCUCCAGCACCCAAACAGUGCAUCAUAUGUCUAACAAAGAGCCAUCUGGGAUUUUGCCACCUCUUACAGGAAAGUCACUUAUUUUUCACAUAACCAUGUGUUUACAAGUAAUCACAUUUGUUUCACGUUAACAGGUUUCCACAAUCAUAUGCUUUUUCACAUGUGACCACACUUAUUUUCACAUAUGAUAACACAUUAUGUGUGCUAGAGCAGAGAGAACACUACAUGCAGGGCAGAGGUACUACAGGACCAGGACUAGGAACUGGCCUAAAUAAUUCUGCAGAACAUUCCAAAACAUCUAUCCAAUGUCUACCUAAAAGUGUAGACUGGUGCUUCAGUUAGGUGUGGAAAUCACUAACAAAAGUAACUGUCAAUAAACAUCCUAAACUUGGGCCACAAUCAAGAGCAUCCCUCUAUAACAGAACAGAGGCAAAAGCAAUAGAGCCGAAAUCUAAAACCUGCUCAAAGCACUAACGUCUGCUAUACUAAGCUGAUUCCUUCACAUUAUAGACGUUAGAUAUCUUAAUGUGUAUUUACAGGAUAAAGUGGUACAUUUUAGGUCUAACUUGGUCCAGCCUGUCUUCCUCUUUUACAGGUGAAACUAUGAAACUAUAUUUACUCAUGUUCAGUUUAAGGGGGCCUGGUGUCAUAUCUUAAACCACUUAAAAUCAACACUUACUUUUUUCAUAUUGCUGAUACACAAGAAUGUGAUGUGUGCAAUGUACAAACGUUUUUUUAAAACACUUGAUCUGAAUUCACAUUUGUGGCCCUUUUAAUUAACAUUUAAUUUUAAUAAUAAUUUUAAUAAUAUUGAAUAAUUUUUAUACAGUAGACAGUAUCAGACCUCUGCAUGUACGAAGGAAGCUUGCUGGUUAACUAUGCAACAAAGUGUAUAUUUCAAUCCUAAAGUCAUGCAAUAUUCAACUCCAGAGUUCUCACAAGGUCUAUUUUUCACUGGAGUCAUGGUAGUUAUUUUAUAACUGAACAUUGAUCAUACAUGCCUGGGUGUCUUUAAAUAAUUGCUUGAGAGGGUGAAUUUGUGUGUUAGUGCAUGCAGGGAAAAACUAAAGAGUUGUUUGAAGCAAUUUUUUUUUACCUUGAGUCUUACAGAAAUUAUAAAAGCUGACCUCUAGUACAGAUGGUGUAAACCAAAAAUGUGGUCCAGGUGCAGGUACGAUCCAUACAGUAACACAGUAAUGCAAGGUGCAAACAACCUGGAUCGGCAUCCUGGCCCAUUUUCACGUCCCCAAUUUACUAUUCAUAUUACAUGGUUUACAAACAUCACCACUUUAUUUAAUUGUUUUAUCGAUGUGGCCAUGAAACAUUUAAUUUCUUUCUCCACCGGUCACUUGUACUUUGUACUUAUGUAGCUACCUUAUGGGCAACAUAGUAACAAACUUCAUUAAAGUAUUUGUGUCCAGUCUCAUUGCCCAUCGCAUAACACUUUUUAAUGUAGCCUAUUUUACUAGCAGAUGUUUGUUACUAAUUUACAAAUUGUAUUAAUUUUAAUUAUUAAUUUCAUUAUAUAUACCACAAAGACACACACUACUGUACUAUAAUGCAGCAUUUUAUCAUUCAAUCACUUACAAUCAGCUCCGUUUUUCAACUGUCUUCACUUUUAUCUCUUGUGAAAUUAAUUAUAAUUUAUAGGGAACAUAAACCUCUGGGUUGCUGCAUUCUGUCUGAUAAAAGAAUGAAGCCAGACUGUUUACACCAGCAUUUCACAAUUACAAAUUCUUCACAGUCCUUCUGAUGUCUUGGCCCAUUUCUUGUCUUAAAAACAGAAAGUGAAAAACAAUCUGAAUAUGACGGAAUUAUUUAUGCCUAAGAGGUAUUGGCAAAGCUCCAUGUCACCUGAAUACUGUUUACGCUUGUGCCUCAUUUCAUGUCUUUGUAAUAAACAUGUCACAUUAUGUCUUUGCCACUGCUCACAGAGCACACCAAGCAUUGUAUACCUGUUUGUCAUCACUGUGUAUCGACCUGCCUUGUUUUCUCAACCUUGUCUUUGGAUUUCCCUUUUUGGUAGUGUUUAUUGAUUUUGAACUUACUGUUUUGGCUCUUGACCCUGAUCUUUUUCCCCACCACUCUUUGCUUUUUCCUUGCAGUGCGUAUUUUCUAUCUCGGUUCUGUUCUUGGCUUGUUGUUGGAUUACGUUUUUGGCUUAUCUCACUGUUAUUAA
Messenger RNA from Colossoma macropomum (tambaqui), 4494 nucleotides. RefSeq names its product interferon-induced GTP-binding protein Mx1-like. Lineage: Eukaryota; Metazoa; Chordata; Actinopteri; Characiformes; Serrasalmidae. Gene Ontology annotation, molecular function: GTPase activity; GTP binding; microtubule binding. Gene Ontology annotation, cellular component: membrane; microtubule; nucleus. The coding region runs from base 109 to 2013 and encodes 634 amino acids. The transcript has 14 exons. The record is from RefSeq and is a predicted model, not a curated record. Gene Ontology annotation, biological process: defense response to virus.